Messenger RNA from Fraxinus pennsylvanica, 2712 nucleotides. Lineage: Eukaryota; Viridiplantae; Streptophyta; Magnoliopsida; Lamiales; Oleaceae. The record is from the annotation of a GenBank genome assembly.
AUGUUGGCAGUGCUCCUUUCAGUCAAACAAAUUACCUCAACGACAAAAGCAUUUCUCUUCUGUUUGUUCUUAUGCCUUUUUCUUGUGCCCAUUAAUUCACAAAAUUCAAAUGCAACAGACAGGCUAGCACUUCUUGAAUUCAAGAACAGAAUAACUGACGAUCCCUUCAAUUUCCUGAAUUCUUGGAAUGAAUCUGCACAUUUUUGCCACUGGCCUGGUGUUGUUUGCAGCAGAAGGCACCAAAAAAUUACAAGCUUGAAUCUGCAGCAUCAGAAACUGACAGGAUCCCUGUCCCCAUACAUUGGAAAUCUUACUUUUCUUAAUCUACUGAUUCUUGAUAACAACAGCUUUAUGGGAAACAUUCCUCAAGAACUUGGAAAUUUGAGAAGAUUGAGAUUCCUACGGAUUCGUCUUUCGUGGAAUAAUCUCUAUGGAAAGAUUCCAACAAAAUUAGGAUCUUUGUCAAAGCUUCAGCUGAUUCAAGCCCCAAGAAAUAGUCUUGUAGGUGAAAUCCCGAGUACUUUUGGGAAUGCGUCAUCCCUGGAAUUUUUUGGGUUUUCCUCCAACAGGCUUACCGGGAGGAUUCCAAAUGAAUUCGGACAGCUGAAUCUGGAAUACAUUGGAUUAAGUGAAAACAGAUUGUCUGGUUCUUUCCCUCCUACAAUUUUCAAUCUCUCUUCUAUUACAACUAUUUUUGUGCCAAUGAACCAAAUGCAAGGUACACUUCCAUCUUUCGUAGGCAAGACUCUUCCAAACCUGCAUUAUCUUGCCAUUGAGGGAAACCAGUUUACAGGAACAAUUCCUGUUUCCCUGUCAAAUUUGUCGAAUCUCGAGUUUCUUUUUAUCGGAGGAAACAAAAUCACUGGAAACGUGCCUAGUUUCUCAAAUCUGCAUAAACUUAGUCACCUAGACAUCUCCAGCAAUUACUUGGGAAAUGGAGAAUCCACUGAUCUGAUUUUCAUUUCGUCAUUGAACAACGCCAGUAAUUUAGAGGAACUGGGCCUAUCUGAUAACAACUUUGGUGGGGUGUUGCCUAAAUAUUUCGGAAAUCUCUCUACAAAACUUACAGGGAUAUUAGUAAGCAACAAUCAACUAUCAGGAAACCUUCCAAGUUGGAUAGAAAAUUUCGAAAAUCUGACGAAUAUUGAGAUGAGGGGUAACAAAUUCACAGGUCAUAUCCCUAUUGAAAUUGGGAAGCUAAGAAAUCUACAAAUGCUUGAUCUAUCACACAACAAUUUCUCUGGGAAAAUUCCAUAUUUUCUUGGAAAUCUAAGCCUUUUAACCAAGCUUCAUCUAAAUGACAACAGUUUUUAUGGCGAAAUCCCAUUUAGCCUGGGAAUGUGCCAGAACUUGCAAGGAUUGAAUCUCUCCAAGAACAAUCUUAAUGGAACAAUUCCUUCACAAGUUUUCAGUCUCUCUUCCUUAUCUUUAUAUUUGGACUUAUCUAACAACUAUCUAGUUGGUCCGCUUCCGACUGAAGUUGGAAAUCUUGAUAAUCUGGGUGAACUUGUUAUUUCCAACAAUAAGUUGUCUGAUGAGAUCCCUGUAACCCUCAGCAGUUGUGUCGGAUUGGAAAAACUUCUUAUGAACAAAAACUUCUUCCGAGGGACAAUCCCUUCAUCUUUGAGUACUUUAAGAGGUUUAAGAUUUCUUGAUCUUUCUCAAAACAAUCUGUCAGGAACAAUUCCUCAAUUUUUGGGAAGUUUUGAUUUGCAAUAUUUAAAUCUUUCCUUCAAUUCCUUUGAGGGUGUAUUGCCAAAUGAAGGAAUCUUUAGAAAUGCAACUACAGUUUCAGUGAUUGGAAAUCCAAAUCUUUGCGUCAACACUCCUGGAUUUCAAAUUCCUUUAUGUGAAAAUAAACCUAAAUCAUCCAAAAAGUUCACUUCAAGCUUAACUUUCAAACUAACAAUUUCUUUUGUAUGUAGUAUUUUAGGACUUCUGUUGUUAUGUGCCUUAAUGUUUCUUUACUAUUACAAGAAAAAAAAGGUCCCUUCAGAUUUUUCAAAAGAUACUAUUUUGAAAUUAUCCUAUCAAAGUCUAUUUCAAGCAACCAAUGGAUUCAGUUCGGCUAAUCUUGCUGGAACGGGUAGUUUCUCGUCCGUGUAUAAAGGAUUUCUUGAUAGUACAGAAACUGUUGUUGCUGUGAAGGUAUUCAAUCUUUUUCAACCAGUGGCUUCCCAGAGUUUUCUAGUCGAAUGUGAAGUGUUUAAGAAUAUUAAACAUCGGAAUCUUGUCAGGGUGCUAACAACAUGCUCAGGUAUUGAUAAUCGAGAUGACCAAAACACCCCGACAAGCUCAUUUGGCGUAAGAGGAUCUCUUGGUUACACGGCUCCAGAGUAUGGAAGGGGAAGUCAGGUUUCGACUCUAGGCGACGUAUACAGCUUUGGAAUUCUUCUGUUAGAGAUGUUUACUGGAAAAAGGCCUACAGACGACAUGUUCAAAGAUGGACUUAGCCUACAUUAUUUCGUUAAGGCAGCUUUGCCUGAUAGAGUAGCAGAAAUUAUCGAUCCAAUACUUGUCGAAGAAUGCAAAUCAGUGGAGAUGAACAUGAACUACACGAAGAUUCACAAAUUGAAAGAGUGCUUCGUUUCAGUAUUCAAAGUAGGAUUGGCUUGUUCAAUGAGUACAGCAAGAGAAAGAUUGAGCAUGAGUGAUGCUGCUAAUGAGCUACUUUCCAUCAGAAAUGCUGUUCUUGCAACUGGAAUGCACUGA